AUGGAGACGCUCAGGAGAGACCUGCACGCCUCGGCAGCCCAGUGCAGCUCGCUCCUCACGCGCUACUCGAAACUCGCCCAGCAAGCCUCGACCAGCUACUCGUCGUCCGGCCUCGUCAAGGACGACCUCUCGCGCAGGCGCAAAGACCUCGAGGACGAGAUCUCCAACUCGUUCGACUCGUUCUCGAGCCAGGUCGACCGCCUCGCCAACCUGCACGCGACCGCGCACCCUCCACCGUCGGCCUCGGCCGCUCACGCCCUCGAACGGCACCGCGACGUCCUCCAAGAGUACCGCCGCGACUUUCAGCGCACCCAGACGAGCCUGCGAGACGCCGAGCAGCGCGCCAACCUCCUCGGCUCGGUCCGCGAGGAGAUCAGCGCCUUCAAGACGGCGACCGGCUCGUCCGUCACCGACUCGCUCCUCGCCGAGCGCGGCAGGAUCGACAACAGCCACCGCAUGGCGGACCAGACGCUCGAGCAAGCGUACGCGACUCGCGCAGAGUUUGCCGCUCAGCGCUCGGGCCUGUCGGGCAUCCAGGCGCGCAUGAACGGCGUCGCCGCUCAAGUUCCCGGGCUCAACUCGGUCAUCGGCAUGAUCAACUCGCGCCGGCGCCGCGACUCGGUCAUCAUGGGCACCGUCCUCGGAGUGUGCACCCUCUUGCUCCUCUUCUUCGUGUUUGGCUGA
Rhodotorula graminis WP1 is the source of this 684-nucleotide messenger RNA. RefSeq lists its product as uncharacterized. The coding region runs from base 1 to 684 and encodes 227 amino acids. The record is from RefSeq and is a predicted model, not a curated record. Lineage: Eukaryota; Fungi; Basidiomycota; Microbotryomycetes; Sporidiobolales; Sporidiobolaceae. Gene Ontology annotation, biological process: vesicle fusion; endoplasmic reticulum to Golgi vesicle-mediated transport. Gene Ontology annotation, cellular component: cis-Golgi network; SNARE complex; Golgi membrane. Gene Ontology annotation, molecular function: SNAP receptor activity. The transcript has 6 exons.